Messenger RNA from Aspergillus wentii DTO 134E9, 942 nucleotides. RefSeq lists its product as uncharacterized. The annotation marks the transcript as partial. NCBI's taxonomy places the organism in Eukaryota, Fungi, Ascomycota, Eurotiomycetes, Eurotiales, Aspergillaceae. The record is from RefSeq and is a predicted model, not a curated record. The transcript has 7 exons.
ACGAGCUUCUUGCUUUUGCGAAUAUACACCAAAGUGUGCUUAUUGAAGAGGUUCUGGUGGGACGACGUAUGUAUAGUUCUCGCCUGGAUGUUCUCAGUUGGCACUCAAGCAGUUAUCCUAUAUGGCUAUGCAGGUGCCGGGUAUGGCAUUCAUAUAUGGAAUCUAUCGACGGAAACCUUGAGCAUCUUUCAAAGGAGCCUUUUGGCAGCAGGAGUCAUCUAUAUUCCCGCCCUCGGAUUCGCCAAACUGGCUCUUCUUAUGCUUUACUAUAGACUGCUUCAGACAACACCCUGUUGGAGAUACACCAUCUAUCUUGUUACAUUCAUCAUAUCUGGAUAUAGUGUUGCACUUAUGCUGGCGCUUAUCUUUGCCUGCCGUCCUAUAUCGAAAGCAUGGGAUGCUUCAAUCACGACAGGAUCAUGCAUUGACCGACCAGCUGUCUAUCUUGCAACUGCGAUAACUAACACAGUGAGUGAUGUUGUACUAAUACUUAUUGCGAUCCCGAUUGCAUGGAAUUUAAGAUUGCCAUUUGUCCAGAAACUGGGGGUCGUCCGUAUGUUUGGUCUUGGUUGCUUAACAAUCAUCACGAGUAUCAUUCGGCUGACAACUUUAAUGCCUCUGGUCACAUCGACAGACCCAACCUACAAGCUCGGCCAAGCCGGUCUGUUCAUAAAUAUAGAAGCAAACUUCAUCAUUCUCUGUGGCUCUCUUCCUUAUGUCCGCCACUUCAUGCGCCACUUUGCUCCUAAAUGCAUUGGGGAGGGCAGCAGAAGUCGUCAGAAAAGCUCCUCGCAAGGGGAGGGUUCGGACAACAUACGGAAGAUUGGUCUUACACGGAUGCAGGAUGAUAUUGAGAUAGCAAUGAAUGGCACAGGUGAGAUGCACAAUGCAAAUGGUCAUCAUAACGGGAGUGAAGAUAUAUUCGUCGACCAUCGCGAAUAG